Molecule: messenger RNA, 3181 nt
Organism: Quercus lobata
Lineage: Eukaryota; Viridiplantae; Streptophyta; Magnoliopsida; Fagales; Fagaceae
Product: CSC1-like protein RXW8
Exons: 14
Coding region: 528-2849 (773 amino acids)
Cellular component (GO): plasma membrane
Molecular function (GO): calcium-activated cation channel activity
Source: RefSeq, a predicted model, not a curated record
ACACAAACAUAGGUUCUUUUCGAUUUCCCAACGGAAUUUUCGCGAACUCUCUCUCUCCUCGAAAAACAAAACGCAAACUCAACAACAACAACAACAACAACUACUACAACAAAAACAUAGUACAACAAUUCUUAACAACGGUUUUUCUUUGGUUCUGUUAGGUGUGGUUCACCUUCCUAGAGUUUCGGGUUCUUUUGUGUGUGUUUUCCUUUACUCAAAGAAAACCCAAUAUAUACACGUAAAUAAAAUUUUGGUUUCUGUGGAGUCGAAGCAAAGCGCGGCAAUGCCGUACAAGUUUUAACUCGACCACGUUUUUUUCGAUCUGUUUUGUUCUUCUUUUACAAGACCUUUAUUUGUGGCUCUUCAACAUUCUUAUCGAUUCCAAAAUCGUUCGGAAUUACACACAAAGCCAUAUCACAGAUUUGUGCAGAGUUUAUUUAAGCAGGAAAGAAAAGAAGACUACAUCUAAAUUUUGCACACAAAAACCUGAAUCAGAUGUGCGAAGGUUGCUGACAUAGCAAAAGGAGAUGAAUGUUUCUGCUUUUCUUACCUCUGUAGGAAUUAAUACAGGUUUGUGUGCGGUCCUUUUAAUGCUAUAUUCCAUAUUAAGAAAACAACCAAGCAAUGUAAAUGUGUACUUUGGACGGAGGCUUGCUUCCAUGCACUCGACACACAGUAAUCCUUUUUCCCUUGAGAGGUUUGUUCCUUCCCCUAGUUGGAUAGUGAAAGCUUGGAAAACAAAUGAAGAAGAAAUAUUGGGUAUUGGUGGCAUGGAUGCUGUGGUUUUUCUCAGGAUGGUUGUUUUCAGUAUUCGAAUCUUUUCUAUUGCUUUUGUCAUUUGCUUUCUUCUAGUGCUUCCGGUGAAUUAUUAUGGGAAAGAAGCAAUUCAUCACAAGCGAAUCUCUUCAGAGCAAAUGGAAGUAUUUACCAUUGAGAAUGUUAAGGAAGGUUCAAGGUGGCUUUGGACUCAUUGUCUCGCAUUAUACAUUAUAACCUGCUCAGCUUGCAUUCUUCUUUACUUUGAGUACAAGAGCAUUUCCCAGAUGAGACUAGCACAUAUUACUGGAUCUCCAACUAAUCCAAGUCAUUUUACAGUUCUUGUCCGUGCCCUCCCCUGGUCGUCAGAGGAAUCUUACAGUGAUUCUGUGAAAAGAUUUUUCACAAAUUAUCAUGCAUCAAACUACUUGUCACACCAAAUGGUGUACCGGUCUGGUAGAGUUCAGAAACUGAUGACUGAUGCAGAGAAGAUGUACAUGGUUAUUAAGGCUGCUUCUAUUGAACAGAACUGCAAGCCAAGUUUAAUGCAACAUGGUCUUUGUGGACAGCAUGCAGAUUCUUUUAACAUCCUUCCUAGCGAGGAUGGUAGUGUUAGUGGGAAAUCUGUUGUUAAUAUGGAUAUGGGUAAAAGCACAAAGGAGAGUGCAGCUGCUUUUGUUUUUUUCAAGACUCGCUAUGCUGCUCUCGUUGCUGCACAGGUUCUUCAAUUUUCAAAUCCCAUGUUAUGGGUAACAAACUUGGCUCCAGAGCCACAUGAUGUUUAUUGGUCAAACCUUUGUAUACCAUACAAACAACUUUGGAUCCGUAAGAUAGGAACACUUGUGGCUACUAUUGCCUUCAUGUUUGUGUUUCUUAUUCCUGUAACACUUGUUCAAGGUUUGACUCAACUAGAUCAGCUACAACAAACAUUUCCAUUCUUGAGAGGACUUCUGAAGAAGAAGUAUAUGAGUCAGCUGGUAACAGGUUACCUUCCAAGUGUAGUUUUGAUUUUAGCUCUGUAUAUUGUACCACCAGUCAUGAUGCUAUUUUCAGCAGUAGAGGGGUCUAUUUCCCGCAGUGGGAGAAAAAGGAGUGCAUGCUGCAAAGUCUUGUACUUCACAAUUUGGAAUGUCUUUUUUGUUAAUGUUUUUACUGGCUCUGUUAUCAGCCAAUUGAACGUCUUUUCUAGUGUGAAAGACAUACCUACACAACUUGCCAAAGCGGUUCCUAGACAGGUUACCUUCUUCACGACUUAUGUUUUAUCAUCUGGUUGGGCAAGUUUGGCUUGUGAAGUGAUGCAAGUCUUUGCCCUUUCCUGCAACUUGUUUAAAAGAUUCGUACUUAGAAAAAAGGAUGAUUCAUCCAGUGGCACCUUGUCUUUCCCAUACCAUACAGAAGUCCCACGACUCCUCUUGUUUGGAUUCCUUGGCUUUACAUGUUCCAUCUUGGCACCCUUAAUAGUGCCCUUCUUGUGGGUCUACUUUGUACUUGCUUAUUUUGUCUAUCGAAAUCAGAUACUCAAUGUAUAUGUUUCAAAAUAUGAAACCGGGGGACAGUUAUGGCCCGUUGUUCACAACACAACAAUCUUUUCAUUGGUACUAUCACAAAUAAUCGCUCUUGGGGUUUUUGGAAUUAAACGAUCACCAGUGGCUUCAGGCUUCACAUUUCCAUUGAUUAUCUGCACUCUUCUAUUCAAUGAGUAUUGUAGGCAGCGAUUUCUCCCAAUAUUUAAGACCAAUGCUGCAGAGAUUCUUAUUGAGAUGGAUCGGAAAGAUGAGCAGAGUGGAAAAAUGGAAGAGAUUCAUCGACAGUUGCGUGCAGCUUAUUACCAGUUCACAGUAGCUUCUCAUGAAUUGUGUAAAUUUGAAUGCUUGAGUCAUGGGGCCAAAAAAAGCAGCCCAGAUCCAAAAAAUGUGAAGCCAGGUAAUGAACCAAGACAACAAAAUGGGUCACAAACCGUUCAUUGCAAUUUGGAUGUAGAAAAAAGCAGCCCAGAUCCAAAAAAUGUGAAGCCAGGUAAUGAACCAAGACAACAAAAUGGUUCACAAACUGUUCAUUGCAAUUUGGAUGUAGAAGAAAACAGAAUGAAGUAAAUUGAGCUCAUGCUUCUGUACAUAAUUAAUUUGUCAUAUAUGCACAUUUCAUUCAUCACAAACAAGUGCCACAAAAUUAUGCUUUUGAAAGGCCUUGUACAGAUUACAAAAAUAGUGUUGGGACAUUUGACAGCAAAAGACAUAGCUUGACCAGCAUACAGAUCAGUUUUUUGUUUUCUUCAUUUUUGGCUCAAAAUGUUUCCUGUGAUCCCAAAUUUUCUGUAUGGGCAAGGAAAUGAUGGGGAAAACAACUUUUCUAUGAUGUCAUCAUGUAUUUUUAUAGUUGUGUUCAAAUACAAAUAAAAAAAAAAAGAAAAGAAAAAAGUUUUACA